AUGUCAGUAGGGAAGAUAACAUUCUUCAUCCACAUAGAUGAAGUGAGGAUUCCCGGUAAUAAACUUCACGGAGGAGGAUGUUGUCAGGGAGUGGUCGGUACCCAGUGUACCAAGUUGUGUAAACCUGUACUCACCGUAUGUCUUAAAAACAGUAAUCAUCCCUGUGUGUCUAGUUUUACCACAACAUUAGACAUGAAACGACAAGGCGUCUUCUAUGGAUCUAAAGUCGGGAAUACAACCAACCCACAGUUUUUAGAAAUUGAUUCAUGGAAAAAUUAUCAGGACAAGAUAUCAGUGAGAGUUGUAGAUUUACAACUCUCCUCCUCACCACUCAUCUACCAGACAGAGUUCUCGGACUACAAUAUAAGACUAGGAGACAAUGCACUUUCACAACACUGGCGACAGAAGAGAUUGACAGCAUCUAUAAAAAAUUUACUCUUAUUCAGUAUCCAGUUAACGUACAAGGCGUACUGUUCUGAGGGUUACUAUGGAUCAGACUGUACAGACCAUUGUCCUGGUAAUCCACAGAAGUGUGUCGUCAACGGUCAUACCUACUGUAAAAUGGGUUGGCAUGGAAAUAACUGCAAUCAGGACAUAAAUGAAUGUGCUACUCGACAGUUUUGUGGACAUGGAAACUGUACAAAUACA
This is a messenger RNA of Saccostrea cuccullata (small rock oyster), 648 nucleotides long. RefSeq names its product delta-like protein 4. The record is from RefSeq and is a predicted model, not a curated record. Lineage: Eukaryota; Metazoa; Mollusca; Bivalvia; Ostreida; Ostreidae. The transcript has 5 exons. The annotation marks the transcript as partial.